CACACACACACUCGCAAGCACGCAUGUGGCGGUGACGCUGAGUCGGAAUCGGGAUUAUUUUGUGAUCUGAUCGCAGUGCAUUGCGUACUUGUGUGUGGCUGACGAACUUCAUGGCAACUGGAAGAUGAAUCCGUCGUGGAACUGAUUCACCCGUAGUUUUGACCACAGCUCGCAGUCAGAAAAAGUGCGGAAAGCAAAGCCAACAUGUUUUGAUGCUGCUCUUCGCAUCGCAACGCAUCUCGUGUUUGUUUGUGUGGGGGUGCGGCAAAAGGCGCUAAGCCAACAACAACAAUCGUGAAUACACCGUUUCUGUGAUAGAAAGUCUGUUUGCAAAAACAUGACUUACGAACUGCCCCCCAUCAUAUUGAAAGGCAAAGAACUGAUCAAAUACCGGCACCUCAAGCGAAAAUACCCCGUGUCCAAGGGCUUCCUGCAGAGCAACUGGUGGAACGUCGAGAGGUUCAUAGUGUACGCCCUCAGUCCCCGCUGCGUCAUCAGAAACUAUGCCUGGCGCAAGCGGCGCACCCACCGCGUCCGCAUCAUCCGGCGAGUCCGUAUUCUGCUCUUCGAUCCGCGUCUCAAGCGGAUGAUCAAACGCCGUCUGCAGAACGUGCGCCAGUGGUCCAGAAGCCUAGUUGGUUACUACAAGAAGAUGGGCAGAAUCGUAGAGCAUGAAGAGACGGAGGUGUACCGCGUGGCAGAACCUCUGGGAGCCGAGGAGCUGUCCAAGCAGAUGAAGCAGCAACUGGAGUUGCUCAAAACGGGCAAGAGAAGUCUGUCGCUCAUUGAAGAAACAACUGCCAUUGCGGAGGUGCCGCCUAAGAAGCCUAAGCAGAUGCCCGAUAUCACCGAGGAAGCCAGGGUCAUUAAUGAUAGCGAUGAUCGCCUGGAUGCAGCGCCCUCCAAGGAGGCUGCCGAAAGGACACCCACAAAGUCGCCCGCUCAAUUUGCCGUCUCCGAGGAUGUUCCAACCCCGGCCACGCCCAGCAAGGAGCAAAGUGGCCAGACCAGCACUUGCUCCAGUGCCGAGAAGACAGACAAAACGGAAAAGGCCGGCGGCGGCAGUAAGUUCCUGGACAUGCUCAUCAGUAAGGUGCGCGUUAAGAACUUUGCGCGUGAGGACAACAUGCCCACUGAACCAAGUGCGGUCACAUUUUGCACAUCCGAGGACGAGGGUAGCGAAGACUUCGUGGGCUUCGACGAGAGCGUUCAUCAGCCGGGCAUGCUGCUCACGCCGCUGGUGCCGAACAAAUGCAAGACCACGGAGGGUAACUCCGCCUUUGUCAGCGAGUCCCUGGAUGCCUACAUGCGGGAGCAUCAUAUCAAUGACUCGGAUUCGCAGCAGGACGACAAGGACAAGUUGCUCGAGCCCAUGGGACACGAUGGUCAGGUCACUUCGCACAGCAUGCCGCCACCGAUGGACAUGCCAGCCGUCCCGGAGGCACUGCAGCGUCUGAGGACGGUGGCGGAGAGGCGGCAGUACUUGCAGCGUUGCAAGAACCACAAGAUGGGAAUCAUUAACAACGAAGCCAAUGUAUACAGAGAGCUGCAGCGGAAGCAGCGCCAGCGAAAGGUGAAAAUCGGUGCCAUGCAAGCGCUUCAGGCUUCCGACUCCCAAAUGCCAUUUACCCGCCAAGGUUGGCAGGCGGCCAGUUAUGUGGCCACCGAGCACUCCAACUACUACUAUCAGGUAAUACAAGUGGACGGUGAGAUGGUGCGCCUGCCAGGCGCCCAGGGCAAUAAUUUGAAGCGCGAGAAGUCUCCAUACAUCAGCAGACUCAGUCGCAAGGAAGCGGAGGAACUGAAGUGCAGCAGCCAGUGUUUGGAUGCCCGCAUUCCUCAGGAACUGAAAGUGAUUCCCACAAGAGUGAGCCCACCAAGGAACCCCAAGAUCCUCAACCAGUAUCCGCUGCCCGCCAUCUUCCGCCCCUGUCCAUUAUCCAAGAAACCGCUGCAGAGGCCGCUGGACGAUGACACGGCCGCGUUGCUUCUCGCUGGGGGCAGCAUGGCCGUGGUGAGCAUGCCAAAUGUGCAGCUUGAUGUGAUGCCGCAGCUGGGCCGACCACUGGACGAAAUCGCCAAGCGGUAUCUGCAGCACAUACUUCCCCAUCACGACAUAACGCGGGAGUGGGCCGAGUUUAGUGUGUCUACGCUGCAGGCGCCGCCCGCCAGCAUGAAGGAUGCAGAGGAGCAGGCUUCCCAAACACCAGCUGGUCGUCGAAAGAGCUUCACCUUCUUUAUUCCCUAUCUCAACGAUCGGAAUCACAUUCUCGUACGCCGCGUGGUGGACCGAUCCGAGCACCUAGACAAAAGCUUUAGAGAGGAGCCCAAUAAGCUCCAAGAGUUCGCUUUCCGAGAAAUGCUUCCACCUCAGCCGGAUGCCGAGAUUCUGGCCUGCGCAGACAUGAUCAACGAUAUGAUCAACACUGUGGCCAUCAGCUGCAGCGAGAACAGUUUCAUAAGCGAGGACCCGGAUGCGUUAGGUGAUAGCUCGUUGCCCAGGUCCUCCGAUCCGAGUCCCGCGAAGGAGGAGGCUGGCAAGGAUACGGAUAAGUCCGGCGCCAAGCCAAAGCGACUGCCCAACAAGCAAAAGCGUCUGGCCAACGAACUAAGGCGAUUAAAUGCCACCAUCAUAGACGCUGCUGCCAGAAAAGCAGAUGCUAACAAACCUUGCAGUAAGGAUCACUGUCAGCUGGGCUGCCUAUGCGCCAGCUUGGCAGGUACAGAGCUACCUGUGCGGGAUCACUGCGGCAGGGCAGAGUGUGUUCUGGAUUGCCGUUGCCUGAGUGCAGAGCAGGGUCGUGUCAUGCGCGUGGAAGCCGCAGAUGGGCGCGGAAUUUCCAACGAAGAUGCUUUCAACCUGCGCCGUAAGGCCACAGCACGACUGGCCAAGAUGGAGAAGGACUUUACCUCUACACUGGUGCUCACCGACAAUGAAACGCUGCUGAUCAAUGAGUCGCAGGGCGACAAGAAGCGACGCUGCACAAAGGCGCCGAAGCGCUAUGAAGACUUCGAUGACUCCAUGUUCGACGAGGAGGAAAAGGAAGUGGUAUCGCCCACAAGCAAGAAACAAAAGAAGAUCGCCGCUGCUGCUGCGGCUGCCGCUGCGGCUGCUGCUGCAGCGGCCGCUGCCAGUGCAAAGGUAUCGGCUCCUGCUCUAAGCGAGCCGUGCUAUGUGAAGGACACGGACCUGGCCAAGUUGAGGCAUUGCUUUGUGGGACUACGACGGUUGUCGAAUGUAGACAACUUGGCCACGUUCUGCAUGACCCACCAGCUUUAUAAGUGCUUCUGUGGCGGUGACUCUCCAGAUGGCAAGCCUGUUGUAAUCGAAAAGGAACAGUGGAACGCACCAGUGACCCACUUUAAUCCGGAUCUAGCUGUCAGGGCUCACUACAGCUUCGAGCGUCCGCCGGAGGAGUCUUCGACCAAGAAGAAAGGAAAGGAAAGAAAGCCCAAACCUAAGCAGGAGCCAAAAACGAUCGAAGAGGAUCCGAAUCCGCAGACUCAAGCAGCGGAGACCUCUCCGGAAAAGACUGAAUUUAAACAAGAACCGAAACCAGCUGAUUCCCUGUUCAAGGAUGAGACUCCUAUGCAAAGGUCAAUGGAGUUGGAUGCGAUUUUCAACUACUUCCGUAGGCGUCAAUAUCUUUGCCGGCGAGCCGUUUCCAUUCCCAUGAGCUCUUACCAGCGCUUAAACCAAAGACGGGCAGAUCGUGUGCGACACCAAAUAGCUCGCCAGGAGACUGCAGAGACGGCUGAGCUGCUUAGGAUGCGCAUUCAGAGUGCCGUCAUUUACUAUCGCAAGGAAAUCGAUCGGCAACGAAAGCGGGAGCUGACCAAAAAGCCUGUCCAAACUUCUGUCAUAGAAGUGCGGAACGACUCCGAUGCCAGCGAUGCUAGCGUGUGCCAAAAGAAGAGUGAAAGCCCCAUCAAGGGGCCGACUCCUGGCAAGCGCAUUAAACUGCAAACGGAAGAGCCUCCUGCUCAAGAGAAGGCGGCCCAUAAGCUGGACAUUCAAGUGCCCCGCAUAGCCGCUUGCUAUUCCCUCAAUGCCGCUUCGGUGGACGUUCUUGCUUCUGAAAUGGCAAACGAAGCAGCUGCGGCUGCUGCAGCCACGGGAUCGUCACAUAGUUCCACGGAAGUGGACUCCCCCAAUUUCCGGUCCUUCUACAACGAGGUGGUGAAGAACAUGAAUACCCUGGUAAGCAAAAAGAUGCAGGAUAUUGACCUGGCGCUGCAGCGUGAGAGCAAAAUAAUCCCGUCGCCCAACGAGGAGAUUCUUUGCAUUAUCAAGUGGACGAAUUUUCUCGCUGCCUUUGAAUCUGGUUUCGUAUUUAUUUGGGACGUUCAAAUGAAGACUCACAGCUUUCUGGCGGCAACCACGACCAAUUUGAUGCCCUCUGUGUGCGGCGCCAUCGGAGUUGUAAACACCAAGUUUGCACCCGAUCCCCAGGCGCUGCCCUUGAUGGCUCGAAUGCUAAUGAAUUCCACUCGGAAUGAAAACACCAACCGUCUCGCAGUUGUGAUGCAGGGCAGGCAGAGUUUCUGGCUAGUGAAGGGUUUUCUGCGACAUAUGGAAGGCAAUGCCUGCACAAAACCGACGCCGAUGACUCAUCCGCUGCUCACCAAGAAGAUCAAUGUGCUGUGCUCGCUGCUGGUGAAGCAGCGCAUCCGGGAACACCAGAAGAAGCUGCUAGGUGGCGGCAGUUUAUCUUCUGAAGCCUUGAGCAGUCCGACAGCAGAUGUUCCGCCUCCAACUUCUCUACUUAUGAAGCACCGCUCACGGGACCUUAAGCGAAAGUCUCAGGGCGAUGAAUCGUCAUUAAGUGCGCCUUCAAUGGCAAAGUCUUCCAAACCAGCUGCUGCAGGUGGUCCUGAAACUGCGACAACGUCUACAGCGUUAGCUUCUGCUUUAAGCCCUGGCACUUCUACGCAUUCUGCCGGAUCUGCCAAGACUAGCCCAGUCUCUACUAAAAGCAAAAGCAGCGCCUCUGGAAUCCGGAGCAAUAUCGAGUUCAGAAAGGUUAACCACAACGAUGUCGAUGAAUUGCAAAUUCCCGAGCUGCACAAGACAGACCACCGUUGGGUGGUGCUGGACAUCUUCGAUGACUUUUCUCACAUCUUCGUGCCCUCCUUUAGUGAUAUGAUCUCGCUGACCAGGAUUCACAGCGUGAUGCAGGUGGCCGAGGAGAGGCAGAAGGUGGUGAAGCUUCAGUUCUUUCCCAAUGCGCCGUACGAUGCCUUCGUGACGCCGUCGUCCAAGAAGAAGAUCUAUUUUGGACCGCUGAGCCUGGACAUGCCGCCGCCGGUCCUGGUGCUACUGCAGAGCGUCGAUCGGAAAAUGAUGUUGCGCGAGGUUUACCAGCGCGAGCACUCCAUUCCCGUACAGCGCCAUCGCCGAAGCAUGGCGUUCUGGGUGCUGCACAUAAACGGACAAGUGCACUUCGAGAUCGACACAGAGUCGACUGCAAAGCUGGCAGCGCAACACACAAAUUCCACCGCAACUUCUGGUCUAAAUGUGGUCAAAAUUCCGUCACAGCUGUCCGUGGAAAUAGAAAAGAGUCAAGAAGAGGUGCCACCGGUGGUGAUCAUCGAUAGUGAUGAGGAAGAUGAUGACGCGGAGAGACAACUGGUAAUCGAUGAGCAGGAUGAUCAGCUGGCAGUGGCGGACAUUAAGGAAGUGGAGCGCACAGGCUUCACCAUACAAACAUUGCCUUCUAGUGGCGCUCUGCAAAUAACGAUCUCAGAUUCAGCAGAACCAUCCCUACGACCUGCCAAAGAUGUGGCCGCCAGCCACUUGAGUGGUGGCUUCAUGCCGUUCAUUGCAAACGUGCCCGCAAAGAUCGGGGAAACGCCUCCCACCACCCAAUACCUGACACCCCAGGUGCAGGUAACCACGUCGCAAGGUGAUCCCGAAACGGUCACAACCAGUUCCUCUACACACUUGCAAGCAGCUAAGACAGCAUACACCAAGAUCAACGAGUCACUGCAGGAGCUACUGAGCAGUGGAAACACUUUGACUCCUGGAGGUAUCACGAUCACCAAGUUGGAUAGCAAUGAGAAGACUUUACCACGCGAAUCCGUCCAGAGUGCCAGCAACAACAAGCGCAUCUCCAUUACCGGGAUACAUAAACAAGUAACCAAGGCUUCACCUUCAACGGCCACAGUUCCGGCAGCCCGAGCGCCCGUAAUCAGACCUCAAUCGGCUCCCGUUUCCAAAGGUCUACCCUUAUUACGAACCGGUGCAACGGGACCGAGCAAUGUGGUCAGGCUUUAUCCAAAACCAGCCACAGCUGCCGGUCGGAAAUCCCUGCCGGUGAAUGCUAAACCGUCAGUAGUGACAGCACGUCAAUCCCUCCCAGUCGAGACGCCUGCAGCAUCAGCCAAAUUGCCUACGGUGGGUGAGCCAUCCGCUCGUGUGUCGCUGCCCUCAAAGCCUCCAGCUGCUGGGGAGCACCUGCCACCACGACAAUCUCUGCCAGCACAUCCUCCCGCAGCAGCGCGUCCGGAGGCGGUUGCAGCUCCUGGCCAAAACCUCACCAACGUAUCCACAGCUCAGCUGGCACAAGAAGAGACCUGCUACGGCAUCAUGGUCGCGAAGGGCUUGCCGCGCUUCCGCGCCAAGGUGCAGGGCUCGCACUUCAUGGUCAAGAUACCUGAACAUGGCGUGUUUCGCUUCAAAACAUUCGGAUUAACUGCCAGUUUCCUCAGUCGCCAUGUGGCGAAGGAUCCCAAACUCAAGGAGUUUUUACCGGCCCAGUGGAAGUUCCAUGCCUUGGAGCAGGUCAAUAAACAGGUGCCAUCUAGGAAUCAGCAGUCGCCUGCUGCCAUCGUAAUCGAAGAUUGAGCGGUUUUUCAUCACAUUUUUCGAAUACGUAUACAUAUUAAAUAUGUAAACUGUUUAGUUAUAGACUAUUUUGUUAUUAUGAUUACUAUUAUUAUUAUUAUCAUCAUAAACGAUCAGUUACUUUAA
Molecule: messenger RNA, 6973 nt
Organism: Drosophila santomea
Lineage: Eukaryota; Metazoa; Arthropoda; Insecta; Diptera; Drosophilidae
Gene: ocm
Exons: 6
Coding region: 338-6847 (2169 amino acids)
Biological process (GO): heart development; regulation of transcription by RNA polymerase II; cell fate specification
Molecular function (GO): RNA polymerase II cis-regulatory region sequence-specific DNA binding; DNA-binding transcription factor activity, RNA polymerase II-specific
Source: RefSeq, a predicted model, not a curated record